AUGAAUCACGACACUUUCUCAUCCUUCAAAUUUCGCCGUCCAUCGAGCAAACUCCAUAAGGACCCCCCUAGCUAUGGUUCACGACCCCCCAGCACACAACAGAACCCGACAUCUCUGAAACGACACCCCUCUGCGCCAGUGUACCCGCGAUCCUCUGCUGCUGGGAGCCGCGAACAUCUGCGCACCAGGUCCAACGCAUACGGAUCCUCAUCGUCAUCACUCGAUCAGAAUAGCGCGGGCGCGUCUCCGGUCCUCGGGAACAACGAAUCCCCCCAACUACACAGCAGCCAAAGUUCUUCUCGAUCGCGUCCUCCCUACUCCGGGCGGCUUUCCUUAAACGACCAAAGCUCAGAUGAAUUAAUUGGCGCCCCGUUCGACUCACGGGGUAUGUUAAGCGCCCUGGAAGAAAACACCGCAGAGUCCGACAGGAGCUACCAACCACCAAAUCCCACUGAAAGAUUCGAAAAACCCCCAAAUUUCCGAUCGCAGACUGCCCCCAACGCACGAGCUUUGAGACAGUCGGCAAGUUUUACCACUCUGCAUCCCCGAAUGGAGGGCCUUCCGAACUCAGGUAGCAAUGACCGUUCAGCUAAUACGAAGCGUUUCUCCGAUGAGACCAACCCGGUCAGGCCCGCUGGGCCUAACAGGAGUAAGAAGAGUAGCUUCUCCAGCUUUGUCAACAGCAUGCUAGGCUCGCCUCGUGGCAUUAAAAUUUCGGCGCCAGAAAACCCCGUCCACGUCACCCAUGUUGGUUAUGAUAAUCAGACGGGUCAAUUUACGGGCUUACCGAAAGAAUGGCAGCGGUUGUUACAGGAAAGUGGUAUCACACAGAAGGAGCAAGAAGAACACCCGCAGACGAUGGUUGACAUAAUGAGAUUCUAUGAGAAAAAUGCCCGGGGAGAUGAUGAGGUUUGGCACAAAUUUGAUCACGCUUACCCUCAACAUCAAACAUCCGCUAGUCCUGUAUCCCAGCAGGCAGGCUCCGCCGCAUAUGGCGCGCAACGGACAUCCCCUCCUACUAGCCCUCGAUUUCCUCAAAACCACGAGGGCAGUUUUGAAAACCCACGGGCACCACCCCCGAUUCCCCGCGCCUCUCCUGCUAUGACCCAGGCUAUGUCCCCACCAUUAGGAACCCUUGUACCUAAUCGAGCACCCCCCAAACCGCCAACAGCUGCCAGCAUGGUUCCGAAUCGCCCUGCGCCACAACCUCCUACUACGAACCCCUACGCCUCAAACAGGGCGGCCCCAGAAACCCAUAGCCCGCAAUUUAGUACGCCUCCCAUCCCGGAAACUGAACCCUUGGCUUCAGAGCCCCAAAGGAGCCGUUCAAAUUCCAAGACAAACGGGUCGCAGGGACAAUGGUCUGUUACUCCCACUCAAUACCAACAGCAGCAGGAGCAAGCAAUGGCUGCAGCCCAGCAGGCUCUUGCUCACAAACAACUCGAACGAAGCCGCAGCCAACGCCAGCAGCAACAGUCUCCACGAUUAGACCAGAAACCGGUCGCUCAACCGGCGCCUCAGCACCAGGCACCAGCCGAAGAUAUCGCUCUAGCGCAAGCCUCCCAGAAUGCGCGUGCUCCACCGGCAGCUCGGCCUCGGCAACGGGCUCGCCAGAGCAACGCCAUGGAUGUCAGAGGGCGGUUGGUUGCGAUUUGCACACCUGGAGACCCGACGAAGCUCUACUACAACUUGAAGAAAAUUGGUCAGGGCGCGUCUGGUGGCGUGUUCACAGCUUAUGCAAACGACUCGAAUGAAUGUGUUGCCAUUAAGCAAAUGAACCUGGAUUUGCAGCCGAAGAAAGAUCUGAUCAUCAACGAAAUCCUGGUGAUGAAGGAUAGCAAACACAAGAAUAUCGUCAAUUUCUUGGAUUCCUAUCUUCAUGGGCUAGAUCUGUGGGUGGUCAUGGAAUACAUGGAGGGAGGUAGUCUUACCGAUGUUGUUACUUUCAACAUAAUGAGCGAGGGUCAAAUUGCUGCCGUUUGCAGAGAGACGCUCAAUGGCCUGCAGCAUCUCCACUCAAAGGGCGUAAUCCAUCGCGACAUCAAAUCGGACAAUAUUCUCCUUGCAAUGGAUGGUAACAUCAAGCUGACCGAUUUUGGUUUCUGCGCUCAAAUCAACGACUCUCAGAACAAGCGAAAUACUAUGGUUGGUACACCGUAUUGGAUGGCUCCUGAGGUUGUGACGCGAAAGGAAUACGGUCGUAAAGUCGACAUCUGGAGUCUUGGAAUUAUGGCCAUCGAGAUGAUUGAAGGAGAGCCCCCUUAUCUCACCGAAUCACCUUUGCGGGCUUUGUACUUGAUUGCUACAAAUGGAACGCCGAAGAUCAAGGACGAACAUAAUUUGUCGCCUGUUUUCAAAGACUUUCUUCAUUUUGCUCUUCGGGUGGACCCUGAAAAGCGAGCUUCCGCUCAUGAUCUAUUGAAGCAUCCGUUUAUGAGUCUUUGCUCUCCUCUCAACCACCUUUCACCCCUCGUUAAGGCUGCACGUAUAAGCAGAGCCCAGGAGAAAGCCCAGAAGGGUGGCGUUUAA
Aspergillus versicolor CBS 583.65 is the source of this 2529-nucleotide messenger RNA. RefSeq names its product mitogen-activated protein kinase kinase kinase kinase STE20 (gene pakA). The record is from RefSeq and is a predicted model, not a curated record. Gene Ontology annotation, cellular component: cytoplasm. Lineage: Eukaryota; Fungi; Ascomycota; Eurotiomycetes; Eurotiales; Aspergillaceae. The transcript has 4 exons. Gene Ontology annotation, molecular function: protein serine/threonine kinase activity; ATP binding. Gene Ontology annotation, biological process: protein phosphorylation; regulation of MAPK cascade; intracellular signal transduction. Bases 1 to 2529 code for a protein of 842 amino acids.